GGACCAAGACAAAUAAACGCAUGGCUUUAUCACCAAGACAUGACACCAACAUUAUCCCCUCCUCACGCACACACACGACACCAAACCAAUACAGUGAAACAAAUACAAGAACAAUAAAAAGUAAAAAAAAAUAAAAAACAAAACAAAGGCAUGAAUGAACUCGAUGACUUUGACUUUUGUUUUCACCUUCUAUUUGUUCCACCGUCACUGGUUUAACGUUAAAUCCCAUCAUCAACAUCAUCAUCAUCAUCAUCAAUAUCAACUAACCCCUUUCCCAAGUUUCAUAAAAGAAAACCUAAUUCAUUAUUUCAUCUUUCCAAUUUCGCAACACACACACAUCCCUUAAUUAUUUCUUAUCUCUUAUCACAAUUAAUUUGCAUCAUAAAUAAACCCAAUUCUUUCUCUUCAACACACACAAACGCUUUUUCCUUUUGCGUAAAACCCUCAACAAAAACCGCAUAAUUGGGAAUAAAAAUAAAAAAACUCUGUGUGCAGGUAAAGCCAAAAAUUAUUAAUUAGGGUUUACAAUUUUCAACACUAUGGUAUCAGAAUCAUUACAACGGUUAUCGUCAUUUUCUGGAGGUGUAAAUAACAAUAUCGGUUACAACAUCAUUGUAAAUUGGUUUGAAUUUGAGACAAGUUUUUUUUCGGUUUUUAAGUUUCUUUGUUGGUGAUUGAUUCUGCUGAGUCAGUGUGAUCAUGAUUCCUAAUCCUCGAACUCGAACUUGUUCUCGGUUUCGUGCUAAUUCGGAGGAAGAGGGCAGUUCUUUGAGGGAUAGGGUUGAGGAAUUGAGCUGUAAUGAGGUGAUUGGUGGCGGUGGUGGUGGUGGUCGUCGUGGUAUGAUGUUUUCGGAGGAGGAUCGUCGUGCUAUUGAUGAGGAGAGAGUUCCUCUUGUGUCUUUGGCUGAUGUUGUCGGUGGUGGUGAUAGGGAUAGUUCUUCUAACCAUCCGAGGAUUGAUUUUCAGUAUAUUGCUAAGCUUGUUGAACAGAUUCUUCCUUUUUCUCUUUUGUUGUUGAUUGUUUUGAUCCGACAACAUUUCCAAGGUUUCUUUGUGACAAUCAGUUUAUCAGCUGUGAUGUUCAAGUCGAAUGAACUUGUUAAGAAACAGACUGCUCUAAAGGGAGAUCAGAAAAUCUUUAUUCUUCUUGGUGUCUCUUUUUCCUUCAUGCUGUAUGUGAUAUGCAUUUACUGGUGGUAUCAAAAUGAUGAUGUUCUAUACCCUCUGGCCAUGUUUCCGCCAGAAUCAACACCACCUUUCUGGCAUGCAAUAUUCAUCAUUUUGGUUAAUGAUAUAUUGGUACGGCAAGCAGCAAUGGCUUUUAAGUGUUUGUUGCUGGUUUACUACAAAAAUGGCAGAUGCCAUAAUUUCCGUCAACAGGCUCAAAUGUUAACUCUAGUUGAGUACACACUUCUGCUCUAUCGUACUUUCUUGCCAGCACCAGUUUGGUACCGAUUUUUCUUUAACAAGGACUUUGGAAGUCUCUUCUCAUCACUGAUCACAGGAUUGUAUCUAACGUUCAAGCUAACAUCUUCAGUUGAGAAGAUCCAGUGCUUAAUUUCUGCUUUAAGAGCGUUGUCAAAAAAGGAAGUUCAUUAUGGGGUUUAUGCCACAACGGAACAGGUAAAUGCUGCUGGUGAUCUGUGCGCUAUAUGCCAAGAGAAGAUGCAUGCUCCUAUCCUGUUGUGCUGUAAUCAUAUGUUCUGCGAGGAGUGUUUAUCCGAAUGGUUUGAGAGAGAAUGGACUUGCCCGUUAUGCAGGACAUUGGUAAAACCUUCUGAUCUGCGGACCUUCGGAGAUGGAUCAACAAGUUUGUUUUAUCAGUUGUUUUGAGCUAGCUUUGUUUAGGAUGGAUCAUAUUAUUGAGCUAAAAAGUAAAAUCUUCCUACCAAAUGCCAUGUUUAGUACUUUGGUUUGGUAAUGUUUCUCAUUAACUAAUGGAUUCUAUGGAAUUGAAAUAAUAAAGAAAAUUACAUUUAUGGCA
This is a messenger RNA of Trifolium pratense (red clover), 1984 nucleotides long. RefSeq names its product E3 ubiquitin-protein ligase RNFT1-like. Gene Ontology annotation, molecular function: ubiquitin protein ligase activity. Bases 700 to 1833 code for a protein of 377 amino acids. The record is from RefSeq and is a predicted model, not a curated record. NCBI's taxonomy places the organism in Eukaryota, Viridiplantae, Streptophyta, Magnoliopsida, Fabales, Fabaceae. The transcript has 8 exons. Gene Ontology annotation, biological process: positive regulation of ERAD pathway.